This is a messenger RNA of Musca vetustissima, 675 nucleotides long. Its product is annotated as large ribosomal subunit protein eL33-like. Gene Ontology annotation, biological process: cytoplasmic translation; ribosomal large subunit biogenesis. Lineage: Eukaryota; Metazoa; Arthropoda; Insecta; Diptera; Muscidae. Bases 103 to 570 code for a protein of 155 amino acids. Gene Ontology annotation, molecular function: structural constituent of ribosome. Gene Ontology annotation, cellular component: ribosome; cytosolic large ribosomal subunit. The record is from RefSeq and is a predicted model, not a curated record. The transcript is spliced from 4 exons.
GAAAUCCACCACCAGAGGUCGUUGUGCAAAUGUCAAAUCUAUGAAAUGACAGCUCUAUCAUGCCUUCUCUCUUUCGCCAUUUGUCAAGUUUCCGGUUAAACUAUGGCUGAUACACAAGCUGCCGCUGCUGCCCCCGCCAAGGCUACCAAGGCCACUAAGGCUGCCAAAGCCCCCAAGGCUGCCAAGCCCGAAAAGGCUGCCGCUGUCAAGAAGGCUGCACCCAAAUACAAGCGUCAUGGCCGUCUCUUUGCCAAGGCUGUCUUCACUGGCUACAAACGUGGUUUGAGAAAUCAACACGAAAACCAAGCUAUCUUGAAGAUCGAAGGUGCCCGCAGAAAGGAACAUGGUCAAUUCUACAUUGGCAAGCGUUGUGUUUAUGUUUACAAAGCUGAGACCAAGAAGUGCGUUCCUCAACACCCAGAACGUAAGACCCGUGUACGUGCCGUUUGGGGCAAAGUAACCCGCUUGCACGGUAAUGGUGGUUGCGUUCGUGCUCGUUUCAACAGAAACUUGCCUGGUCAUGCUAUGGGUCACCGCAUUCGCAUUAUGUUGUACCCCUCAAGGAUUUAAGUUGUUUACACUUAAUUUUUGACGCUUAAGUUUUAAAUCCAAAACAAGACCUAUAAAAUUUUAUAUUAAAAAAGAAUAAACAACAAACUUAAAACCUGAACCACA